AUGGGUUCAUGCUUCUCAUCUGACGCUACUGAUUAUAACUCCGAUCCUUCUACUGCCAAAGUCAUCUCUGUUAAUGGAAAUCUCCGUGAGUAUCCCAUACCCGUUACAGUAUCACAGGUUCUCGAAAUCGAGUCCUCUUCCUGCUUCCUCUCCAAUUCCGACUCCCUCUUUUUCGACGACUACAUUCCGGCCCUUGAUUCCUUCGAAGAACUUAAGGCAGGUCAGAUCUACUUCGUCCUCCCCACCAGUCGCCUACAGUAUCGCCUCUCUGCUCCCGAUAUGGCCGCCCUCGCUGUGAAAGCCAGCACCGCACUCUCUCAGAGUUUGACGAAAAAAAGUCGACGGAAUGCGAAGAUAAAAAUAUCUCCGGUUUUGGAAGUCAAAAAUAAGAACCAGAUAUUGGGGAUUAAUGGUGGGUUUGAUGGAUAUUAUGAGUAUGAUGGAUUUAAAACUUCCGAUGGCAGUAAGUCCAGAAUCGGGGUUUCAAGAUCUGCUGGUAGCAUUACGAAAUUGCAGAGAAGUUCUUCCAGACGAUCUAAAUUCGCUAUUCAAUCGUUUCGAAUGAGGUUGAGCACCAUUUACGAAGGAUCGAUAGUCGAUUAA
This is a messenger RNA of Macadamia integrifolia, 603 nucleotides long. RefSeq lists its product as uncharacterized. The record is from RefSeq and is a predicted model, not a curated record. The transcript has a single exon. Lineage: Eukaryota; Viridiplantae; Streptophyta; Magnoliopsida; Proteales; Proteaceae. Bases 1 to 603 code for a protein of 200 amino acids.